AUGGCAGAGCCGCAGGCAGAGGCCGAAGACCUGGACGCGCUCAUCGACGACCUGGACUACCUCCCGGGCCACUUCCACUUGGAGCUGCAGCUCAACUUCGAGCCGCACUCGCCCGACGCGCUGCGCGCCCGGGCCCGGGACCUGCGGCUGCAGCGGGAGAGCCUGCGGCGGGAGCUGGAGCAAGCGGCGGCCCCUGCUCAACGCUCGGCUUUGCUCCACCUCUUGGGCACCGUCGCCUUCUACCUGGAGGAGCUGGAGGAGGCCCGCGAGAGCUUCCUGGAGGUGGCCCGGGAGGACCCCGCCAAUCUCAACGCCUGGGCCAACUUGGCGCACCUGUACGGGCGUCUGGGCCAGGAGGACCAGGAGGAGACGUGCGCCGGGCGGCUGGCCGGCCUCAUGGACUUGGAAGCGGAUCCUAAGACUUCGGGGGCCUCAGGGGAGCCCCAGCUCCGAGCUGCACGUUGCCUGGCGGAGCAGGGCUAUGCGCACGGCUUCGACGUGGGUUGCACCAGCCCCGAGGAACACCUACGGGUGUUGGCGGCCGGCGUCGCUCUGUAUGACAAGGCGUUGGGCUACGGGCAGCAGAUCCCCGUGGAGGAGAAAAGGAGCUGGUACCUCACCAUGGCAACACUCCUUAUCAGACUUGAUGGCCUCUUCCUGGAGCUGGGCCACGAGGAGCAGAGACGGCUACCUACCUUCAACCGCACUCUGGCCCUGCUGCGCCAGGUGCUCAAGUCAGCCGACCCCCAGCACCGAGCUCUGGCCUGGUGCUACCUGGGAUUGCUGCUGGAGAGGAAAGACACGUUUUCCACCACACCCUUGGGCGUGCAUGACUACGGGUACUCGGGGACCGAACCCCUGGAUUGCUUUGGCAAGGCCAUUGAGACAGCCAAGGGCCAGCCCUGCAUCCUUAAUCGCCUCGCCAAGAUCGUCCACUUUCUGGGAAAACAGGACAUGGCCAUAGGGAUCUGCAACAUGGCGCUUGAUGUGCUCCCAGACCCAGCACUCAACUGGCAGGCCUACAGCACAAGGGCUAAGAUCCACAUCCGGGCCUACCUGCAUGACCUGGAGCGGGUCAAGCUGGGGCUAGGGGGCAUGCCCGACAGGAACCAUCUGGCAUGCGCCAAGGCUGACCUCGAGGAAGUAGUCAAGGUGUGCCCAGGCCUCAAGACCUAUCUGGACAUCGGCCAGGUCUACUACUACAUGGGCGUGGACGCCUUGCAGGAAUUGCUGGCAGUGGACGAGGCUGCACUGAACAAGGCGCUGGUCUUCCUGGCCAAGGCAAGCGAGUCAGAGCUGGGGGCCACCCUGCCCGAGUUGCAGCUGCUGCGAGGCAAGUGCCUGCGCAUCAAGGGUGAGGAGGCCAACGCAGCGGCCUGCUUCAAGCGCGUCGUGGAGCUGGACGAUGCCGGCUCCUGCCACACCGAGGGCUUCGGCUGCUUGCUCGAGGCGCUGCUGGCACAGUGGAGCCAAGCGCAGCUGAGUGACAGCGAGCUGGGCCACGAGGUGGACUCCUGGCUGCGCUGUGCCCAGGCAAAGUACCCUGCGUCGUGCCUGCGCCAGGAGCUGCAACGCGUGUGGCGGGGCCACACGGACGAGGUGCUGGGACUCGCGAGGACCUUGAUGACCCAAGGACGGUCUGCGUUGGUGCGGCUGCUCUUUGAGACCAUGGAGCUGGAGAGGGAGGGUGCGGGCACGCCAAGGGGUCAUCGAGCUUUCUCCUUCUGA
Molecule: messenger RNA, 1728 nt
Organism: Suncus etruscus (white-toothed pygmy shrew)
Lineage: Eukaryota; Metazoa; Chordata; Mammalia; Eulipotyphla; Soricidae
Gene: TTC22
Product: tetratricopeptide repeat domain 22
Exons: 7
Coding region: 1-1728 (575 amino acids)
Molecular function (GO): protein binding
Source: RefSeq, a predicted model, not a curated record